AUGUCGCCGUCAAAGUGCGAUGACAUGCGUUUCGACAAUUCAGAUAAAGAUUGUGGAAUGCCAUUCGGGAUGGCGUUGCACCACCAGACGAAAAUGUUGUAUGUCUGCGAUGCGUUUUUCGGAUUCGGUGUCUUGGGUCCCGAAGGAGGAUUGGUAACAAUACUUUCCACCAUGGCAGAUGGCGAACCUUACCGAUCAUGUAACACUGUUGAUGUCCAUCAACCAACUGGAAAUGUCUUUUUCACUGAUCACAUGCAAGUGCUACAGUUCAAAACAGCGGUGAGUGUUAACGAUUCGACGGGAAGGCUAUUGAAGUACGACGCUAAAAACAAGCAAGUGACAGAGUUGUUUAGGAAUCUUUCAUUUGGUGCCUCUGCUAUUAUAUUGUAA
Messenger RNA from Hibiscus syriacus, 390 nucleotides. RefSeq names its product protein STRICTOSIDINE SYNTHASE-LIKE 10-like. Gene Ontology annotation, molecular function: strictosidine synthase activity. The record is from RefSeq and is a predicted model, not a curated record. Lineage: Eukaryota; Viridiplantae; Streptophyta; Magnoliopsida; Malvales; Malvaceae. Gene Ontology annotation, biological process: biosynthetic process. Bases 1 to 390 code for a protein of 129 amino acids. The transcript has 2 exons.